GGUGAGUGAACAUAAUAUUGAUCGAGAGCCAACGACUGCAUACACUGGAAGUUUGGAACUGUUGGCAUCAUCGAGUCAACGUUGGAUCCGAUCGAAACCCAGUCUGUGUGUCCGUCUGAUCUCGUAGAUAUUCCGUUUUGUUUGCUGUAUAAUUGACCACUCGUCUCCAACGACUAUCUUCGCACUCAUUCUCUCUGUGCAGACAAAGAAAAAAGAAAAGAAAAGAAAAACCGAAGGGGGCUAAUGGGAUUCGUCUCUUUCUUGGGACGGGUGCUCUUCGCCUCGCUCUUCAUCCUCUCCGCCUGGCAAAUCUGUCACACUGGGGUGUACUGAGCAAUGCUAGUUUCUUCGUGUUGAAAUGAUACUUAGGUAUAAUGAGUUCGGUGCUGAUGACGGACUUGCUGCGAAGGAUUUUGCUAUCAAAUUCAGUGUUCUGCAGAAAAAUUUGUCCUCCAAAUUAGGGGUCAGGGUGCCUGAUGUUGAUGUUAGAUAUUUAGUUGGAAUUACUAUUUUCAUGAAAGGGAUUGGAGGCAUUCUGUUUGUAUUUUACAGCACCCUUGCAGCCUGUCUCAUGCUCCUCCACUUGGUGCUCACCACUCCAAUUCUUUAUGAUUUUUAUAACUACCCUCCUGAUCAGCCUCAAUAUCAUUUUCUCUUGAAUGAAUUCUUGCAGAGCACAGCACUUUGCGGUGCAUUGCUGUUCUUCAUUGGGAUGAAGAACUCAAUUCUGAAGAGGCAACUGAAGAAGAAGACUCCCAAAACAAAAACAGUUUGAUAUACUAAAAAAAAAAAAAAAAAAAAAACAAAAAAAGAACAGUUUAGAUAUAUCAAAGAAGUAAGAGUUGCAAAAUGGAUUCUUUUUAGGUGUUGAAAUUUCAGGGUGUGAAUCUGAGACUCUGCAGCAUCCGGCAUAAGUGUGGAUGUUAAUCAAGCUACUCAGCUUAUACUCCUUUUUUGUAAAAUGUAUUUCUCCUUUUCUAGGACAUGUUACUUUGAUUUUUUUUUCCCCCUGUUAUGGGGUGACAUUGUUUAUCAGCGAAUGAAUGGGUUGCUUGAAGAUGUGAUUAUUAGAGAAGAAAAGAAGAAAACUUUGAUGAACUUUGCUUCUUUUCUUCACAUAGUAGUUAGUGGGCAAGAUAUAGUUUUCUCUAUAGUAAAGGACAAUUUUAGCAGA
Messenger RNA from Corylus avellana, 1174 nucleotides. RefSeq lists its product as uncharacterized. NCBI's taxonomy places the organism in Eukaryota, Viridiplantae, Streptophyta, Magnoliopsida, Fagales, Betulaceae. The record is from RefSeq and is a predicted model, not a curated record.